Spirodela intermedia is the source of this 5706-nucleotide messenger RNA. The record is from the annotation of a GenBank genome assembly. NCBI's taxonomy places the organism in Eukaryota, Viridiplantae, Streptophyta, Magnoliopsida, Alismatales, Araceae.
AUGUUGGCCGCGACCUCCCCCCCCGGUACCGCUCUCUGCACAACGCGGCGUCUGUCUCACCGCAGUACCUUUCACCAGGGCGGGUUCCCGCUUAAUCAGCGGAGGCGCCUGGUUGAAAUCCGGCGAGCUGCAUGGCAGGUGUCCGCGUCGUUGCCGGACGCCGACGGGUUGCGAGUGGAGUACACGCCGUGGCUCAUCGUGGGCCUUGGGAACCCGGGAAACAAGUACCAUGGUACCCGACACAAUGUGAGGAACUUUUGUUGUUAUGUGUUCAUCGUUCCUGGUCCGUUUCGGAUAGAACGGCGAAUUGACAGGCGGAGUUCUCACCUUUGUAUUUUCUUUUCUUUUGUUAUUUUUUGUUUUGUGGAUAGCAGAUUGGCUUUGAGAUGAUCGAUCGUAUUGCUACAAGAGAGGGUAUCUCCAUGAACACGAUACAGUCCAAGGCACUAAUUGGGAUAGGUGCGGUCACCUGUUGUUUUCGUUUUCUCUUCCUCGAUUUGCCGACCUUGAGUCGAGUGAAAUCUUCGAAAAAGUGUAUUUUUCUCUGCUGAUAUGGUAGAGUGGCCGCGCAGGUUCAAUCGGAGAAGUACCAAUUCUGCUUGCAAAGCCUCAGGCAUACAUGAAUUUCAGUGGAGAGUCGGUGAGCUCUCCACCUUCUCCUAGUAACAAGGAAAAGAUGAGUGGGAAGAAAGAAUCUUCAGUUUUGGAGAAUUUAUCUCGUUUAUUGUGGGUGUUUUAUUUGAUAUUCUCAUGUUAGAAGGAAGCUGAUUCUCGGGUAACUGCAUUCACGAGUGUCUUUUAUUUCCGGUUUCAUUAUCUGACGUUUUUGUGUGCAUCCACUAAACUGAGUUUCCAAUAUUUAAUUGAAAAACUGGAAUAAAGUGGUAAAUUCACAUGCAUUUUUUAAUAAAAAAUUAUAAUAUUGUCUCGUCAAUAUUAGCUCAUUUUUAGGAAUGAUCGUCUUUUCUUUAAAAUAAUACUUCUUAAGCUUAGAAAAAUGAAACUGGGAAUAAGUAAUUGCCAGGACCAUGUCUAGCGCCAGUAAGACUCCAAAAAAAAAAUUCUGGAAUCAUAUUCAAAUCAUCAGUUAUGAUUUUAGAGGAGAACGAAUGUGAGAUAUUAUUUAUCUAUUGAAACUGACGAAUUUUAGGGUUUUGUGCUUGAAAGACUUUAUGAAACACGUAAAAGGUUUCUUGGUGAUUUCUAAUUUCUAUUAAUUUCCUUGAAAUCGAUCACUGAUCCAAAUUGAGUACCUCAACGGGAUAGACCUCAACAGAAAACUUUUGAGUAACGGCAGCAAGUGAUUGAGUUCAGUAGUUCCUCAUAUAAAAUUAUUGACUCUAGGGAUAUGGUAACAUGGAGAAGACAAAAUUGUUUGAAGCACGGACAGAACCGGAAGCGCCUCUUGUUUCAAAGAGAGGAAGACGGGUUAUUCACAUUUAAUUUGAUGGUCAGAGGCGAACCUCUUUGAUCUUUUUCUUUCAUUAUGUAGGACGAUUGUAUUUCCACUUAUCACCAUCUAACCGUCAUCAAGAAAGUAUUAAACCAUAGAUAGGUAAAACGUGAUCUGAGGGAAUCAAGGAAAGCACUAUCAGUCCGCAAUCUGUUUGCUUAUCCUUUCAGUUCCUAAAGAAUGGAUAUUUUUAGUUGCCAUUAUUGUUCUUUCUGAUGCCUUCAGUGUAUUUUUUCCUUUUAUAAGCAUGGGCUGUAGGAAUUGUUAUCUGAAAUAAUUUACUUCUGUGUAUUGAAGGUAGGACCGAUUGCUGCAUAUUAUCAGGUGCCUCUUCGCCAUAUCUUAUUGGUAUGCCUGAAACUUCAUUGUAAAACUGAUGUAAUCCAGCUAUGUAUAAAUAUAUCAAUAAACAUGUUGCUUUUGACACAAAAUGGAUCUUGUGCUGAUCAUAGGUUUAUGAUGAAAUGAGUUUACCAAAUGGUAUCUUAAGGCUUCAGCCAAAGGGCGGACAUGGUCACCAUAAUGGGUAUUUAUUUAAUCGAGCGUCUUAUUUUCUUAAUCACACUUUAGUCAUGAACAGUCUUAGCUCAAGUACCAACUUCUUGUGAAUUUCCUCAUAUUAUCUAGCAUACAUACAAGUUGCUCUAUCUGGAGACUCACGAUGCCUUCACGUUGUAUGUUUUAUUCUGACCCUGAGGGUUCUAGUCUUUGAGAUUUUUCUGUGAAGGUGAUUGGGAGAACUCUUACCUUCUGACUAGAGUCUUCUUCCUAUAUGAUGGCACUUUAUUUUCCUUGUUCUGUCAUUCUAUAUUACCACCUAUUGUUUUAAAAGCUUUGAAAACUUCGGAUUGGGAUAUUGCGUACUGGUUAUCUCAUGGUAGGCUUGACGUCUUCCUCCCUUCUCCCCUUUUGAUGAUACAUUUCUAGUGCUUUUGGUGCAUGUGUUAGGGGUGGACACUCUAAAAAAGGAAAGUGCUUAUGGAGGAAUUAAAUAUGAAAAUUUCACUAUAUGUUAAUCAUCUGCGAUGUCAGAUAAUUCAAAUAUCAGAGUAUGCUAUAAACGUAAGGGGAAAAGAAAGGUAAUAUGGGAAUAAAAAAUUAGUGUUUUGAUGGAAGUGGAGAUGGUAAACAUAAAGUGAAAAUCAAACACGAUCAAAUUUUGUCAAACUUACUUAACUUUAUGUAAUAUUUUAUGGAUGCUAUUUUAAUGAGUUUGGGGGGGGGGGGGGGAUAUUAAAAUAAACUCAGAGGCGGAUGGAUUAUGAACCUAGCAUGCCUAAUUCCUGCUAAGUCGAAUGCCAGAUCGGUUUAGGUUUCUCUAUUUUUCCCAGUUCCAAUCAAAUGUAAUUUGACCCAGUUUCUUUUUUUGAUUUGCGUGUCUCCAUUUUCUGCUGAUCUAAACUCUGGUUGAGAGCAAGAGGUCAUGGGCAACCAGCAUACUGUCUCGUCGUCUACUACUUAGGCAAAUGGCCGGUUGUUUAAGAUCACUGUUUUCUUACUUUUUCAAAAUUAUCAUGAAGGGAAGAAACUACCUGGAAAUAAUGAUGUGGAAGACGAUGGUUACUCUGAAACAUGUCUUAGACAAGAGCAUUAAGGGAGCUCCAUCUGAAUAAUGGAUGAUCUGAGGGAUGUUGAAAAUUGGAAGAGACCGGUAGGAUGAACUCUAAUAGAGUGUCAUACAUCAGUGAAAGAGAGCAUUUAUUACCUUUGAAUCAUGAAUGAUACUAGAAACCAGUUACUGUUAUUAGCAAAAUACGUUGGGUAUCGUUUAAGGAGGCAUCAAGCAAUUGCUUUCCAUAAUGAAGCAAUGUUUGAUGAGAGUACAAAGCAACAGUGUAAAACUGUAAGUAGCAGAACCACCACAAAUGACAACAACAACAACAACAACAACUAUAACUAGAAAUAAGAAGAAUGGUGAUAGGAGGGCUACAAUUUCCGUUCAUAAGAGUGAGUAGAACAAGUGAAGAUGGCUAACUUUUUAAUGAUGAAAGAUUGUUAGGAGGAAACAUGUUUAUGUCUCGGUAAGAAAACAUUUUCAAGAAUCUUAGCGCUUGAUAUGGAAACCUGCCUUUGUUUUUGUGCCAAAGUCAAUAUUUUGUGGAAUGAGGGCCUCUUCAUCCACACCACUCCCCCACCCAAUUCGUCAUGAAGGUUCACUUUACCUUUUUCUCUGUCCAAGAACCAAUAGUAGUAUAUAUAACAUGAAAAUAAGAAACAAAUAUUUUGAGUCUAGGUCUCUUAUCAGGCCAUUCGUUGAUGGAAGAUGCUUCACUCUAGAAAAAGGAUAGUAAGUAUUUAUCAGUAACGAAUUUUUAUGUCGCUGAUGCUUCAAUCAUUGGUUAUAGAGAAUCUGGUUAAUCAGCCUAAGUAUUUAUUCACUCUAGAAUCUGGUUAUAGAGAAUGCAGAUAGAAUAGACCUUUCCUAAUCCCAACGUGAUUUGGUUGGAAAUUCGCCUGAUUUUGUUAUCUAAAUCAUUGUUAAUUAAAAGACUACAAGAAGAUCCCGAAAGGGACAGUUAUUUUUCUUCCAUCGCCUAGUGCUGUCUACUUGCUUAUUUUGGAGCUAAAAUUUUCCUGAAAGGGCUUCCCUGGGAGCUCUCUCCUAAAUUUAGAACUUGAUGGGCUUCAUUGAGAGAACCAAAAAAGCUUUAUUUAGCUAUGAUGGAAUCUUGCAGUCUAUUUCUUUGGUCUUUUUAUCUGCAAAGUAAAAUUUAUGGCUGGUGAAAAUAAUACAUUUAGUGCAUUUAACCUUGUUGCAUGAUCUGGAAAUUACAACUGAUGCAGCAUCUGCUUUUUUUAUUUUCAUACAGGUUGAAGAAUGUCAUGGACCACUUGGAUGGAUGUCGUGAAUUUCCUCGGCUGUCCAUAGGUAAGGAUCAUACAUGCGUAAUCAUCUUGCCCAUCUUUUACAGGAUGACCUGGACACCUGUAUGGCACCUGCAGGAAUUGGUAAUCCACCGGGGAAAAUGGAUAUGAAAGCCUUUCUUCUUCAGAAAUUCAGCCCACAGGAGCGUGAGCAGGUCUGCUUUGACAAACGUGCCUGAUAGAUGUACCUUUAUAGUUUCGGUAAUGAGAUGGUGAUUCGAUUUCUCUGAUUAAAUGGAUCCAUUUACAAGGAGGUUGUAAAUAGAACCUUGCCAUUCCUUUUCCGACAUUCUUUUAGUUGGUCCUGCACUGGCUAGUGUCAAGUCCAUAUAUCUGAACUGUUAUGCAAUGGGUAGCCAGCAGUUAUACCUAAUCAUUGCAUCUACUCUAGUUUUUCUUCUAAAGUAAUCUAGAGUUGCUGAUUCGGGGGGGAGAUUCGGAGGAUGCAAUGCAUCAUUCUUUAAAAAUAGCAUAAGUGCUUUGUGUGCUCCAUUCAAAAGACAUGGCUGAAGAAGAUGUAAAGAAAAUAGAAAAAUCCUAGGACUGCAAUUUUCAGCAUCCCUACUUUCCUCAGGCUUCUUCUCUCCUUUGCUAGCGACCCCUUCUUUGGAUGACUUCCACCAUUAUCACUGCAUCUCCAUAGAUUGAAUCUUGUUGUCUUCACUCAUCAACUCUUGGUAAUUUUCAUAUAAAAGUGAAAAUCAUUUGGUAAGCUUUGAAAGUACUUGGUAAGCGACCUAGUUAUAGUUCAUUUGGAAGUCAUACUCAGAACCAUACCCUUCUCCUGUGCUUCAUGUUUCGAGAUGAGUUUUUUUGGAAUGGUUUAUACUUUUUGCAUCAUUUUAUUCUAUGGCUGCUUUUUCUCAGAGUCAAUAAUCUCCUUUUUUAUAUGCAAGAUUUUUUUCUAAAUAACUUGCUGAAGGCAUUGGAAAUCUCAUAAUGUCUGUUAAAUUCUGUGCAUGUGGAGACCAUGGUACACAGAAUUCAUAUGACCUUGGUUGGCAUUGGAAUAACCCAAUCCGAUUCUGGAGGCCCUGCUCUCCCAUGAGGUUUAUUAGACAGGAGAGUGGGAGAUCACGGUUACACAAAGUAUGCAAUUAUAUUAAAGUCCAAUUAGGCUGUCGUAAUAAAGUAGAGACUGGGUUCAUUGAACAGAAAUCUGUCAUCACUCCAUCCGAACGGGCCUCUGAGUAUGAAGAUAGUUUCUUUGGUGGAAUCCACUGCCCCUUAUUCAUCCUCACGGUUCCGGUACCCCUUGUUGCUUCCUACAGAUUGAUGCCGCUCUUGAUCAAGGUGUCGGUGCCAUUAGGACUUUAGUUCUGAAGGGCUUCACCGACAACAUAGAGAGAUUCAACUUGGGGCAGAAGUACAAGUACCACAAGGUCUGA